CGCCAGCGAAAUGGACACCAGCAGAUUGCCGGAUCGGAAGAUCGCGGGCCUAGAAAUACGACAGUGCGAGUGUGUAUGUGAUGCACGGCCUUCCGUCUGUGCGAAGUGCGUGCGAACUUUUCCGAAGAUGUGCGUGGUGUCUGUGUGAACUGAAAAAACUCCGAGUACAAGUAACGGUUCUUCACGAGCGAUGCGUGCUGGAUCGGCGUUGCUGGCGCGCUCAGUUGCUCUCCACAGCGGUGCCGCGUAGGAGCGACGUCCCGGUGUGUGCUCAGGGUCGAGGAUCAUGGCAGCCAGGCGUCGUCUCAUCGACAUCGGAGCCAAUCUGACCGAUCCCAUGUUCCGUGGCCUGUACAAUGGGUCACGUAAACACCCUGAUGACCUGGAUCAAGUGCUGCAGAGGGCGCAGGCUAAUGGAGUGCACAGGAUACUGGUGACCGGGGGCAGCCUGGAGGACAGCCGUCAAGCUCUAGAGCUGGCCAGCGCCCAUGGUGGCCUACUGUGGAGCACAGUGGGCUGCCACCCAACCAGGUGUGGAGAAUUCGAGGGCCCGCAUGGUCCACCAGACCGCUACCUGGAGCAGCUGUCAGGGCUUGUACGACAGGGUGCUGGCAGGGUGGCUGCUCUGGGCGAGAUGGGGCUCGACUAUGAGCGUCUACAGUUCUGUGACCGGGAGACGCAGCUUCGCUACCUCGAGCUGCAGCUUCAGUUGGUGCGUCCCUGUGGGAACCUGCCGCUGUUCCUCCACUGCCGCAGGGCCGCACCCGACCUGCUCGAUGUGCUCCGUCGCAACCGGGGACUCUUCAACGGUGCUGUGGUUCACUCCUUUGAUGGUAGCAAGGACGAAGCGGCUGCUUUCCUGGACUUGGGCCUCUUCAUUGGCAUCAAUGGCUGCUCACUCAAGACGGCCGAAAAUUUGGCUGUCGCAGCGACCAUUCCUAGAGAUCGACUUCUCAUCGAGACAGACUGUCCAUGGUGCGAGAUCCGUCCCACACAUGCUGGAGCCAAGCUGAUCCGAACAUCAUUUCCAGCUAAAAAGAAGGAGCGAUUUGAGCCAGGAUUCAUGGUCAAAGGCCGCAAUGAGCCUGCUAAUCUUGUGCAGGUGCUGGAAGUUGUGGCAGGCAUUCGUGGAGAAGAACCAGAUGCCUUGGCUCUGCAAGUACAUGCGAACACAUGUCGCCUCUUCUUUCCUGGUGAGGAGGAACUUGUGGCCACAGACCUGGUGCAGUUCAUUCAGUAAAACUAUGAGCUUCUCAUUUGCUCUUGACAAUGAAUCACAUGUUGACAGUGUUUAAUCCAAAUAAAUGCAUUGCAGAAACACUUCA
Messenger RNA from Rhipicephalus microplus (southern cattle tick), 1325 nucleotides. RefSeq names its product deoxyribonuclease TATDN1. Gene Ontology annotation, cellular component: cytosol. Gene Ontology annotation, molecular function: 3'-5'-DNA exonuclease activity. NCBI's taxonomy places the organism in Eukaryota, Metazoa, Arthropoda, Arachnida, Ixodida, Ixodidae. The record is from RefSeq and is a predicted model, not a curated record.